AUGAGCUCAACACCUCCGUCCACAUCGGCCGCUUCGGCCUCCACAUCGAGCGCGCCCUCACCGGCUCCAGCUGCAGGCACGGGCAACACAGCCAAGCCCAAGUUGCCACCGCGAGAGGUGCCGCCCAUCCUGCGUCCGCUCGAGUUUGUCGGCAUCCCCAAAUCCGUCCUCGCCUGGAAACCGCGUCUGCCAUCGCGCAACUGGUCCAUCUUCCUCGUCACCGUCGGCACGCUCUCCUACCUCUACUACGACGACCGUCGCCAGUGCCGUCUCAUCCGCCAGGACUACAUCGACAAGGUCAGUCACCUCUCCAAGGAACCCAUGAAGCCCGGCGAGUGGCCGCGCAAGAUCACUGUCUACGCAACACGCUCUCCAGGCGACGACGACUACGACAAGGCCCUGCGAUACUUCAAAAAGUACGUCAAGCCCGUGCUCGUGGCUGCCGGCAUCGACUGGGAAGUCACCAACGGCACCCGCCACGGCGGUCUCGCACGCGAACUUCAGAGCAAGAUCCACGAGAGGAGACGCAAGCUGCUCGGCCUCGAGCCUUGGAUGGAUGAGAUCACCGCCCUGUCCCAGAACCCGUUCUCGCUCACGCCGCAGCAGGAGCUCCAGCGCGAGAUCGACGGCGGCCUCGUCCUUGUCGGCAGGCCGGCACUCAAGGAAUGGGCUUGGGCACUUAAAAAUGGCUGGUGCACACCGCUCGAAGUUCUUAAGAGGGACCGCGACGACGAGCUUGCGCGCGAACUCGCCGAGGACCACGCUUUCGACGAGCUCCCCGCCGAGCCUUCCGCGUCAGCAUCCUCGUCCUCGGCUGCUUCCGCGCCUAGCGAAUUUCUCGACGAGAAGGAUAGGGCCAUUGCUGCGCUCGCCGAGACAGGCGAGGAGGACGGCGCUGGUGCACCUCUGCCUUCGCACUUCGGCAACAACAAGUUUGGCUCUGCACCCUACGGGCUAGGCUCGGGACCCAACGCCUUCAGCGGCGUCAUGGGCCCUUCGCCAGCUGCGCAAGCGCAGGCCGAGAAGCAGCGCGUCAAGAGUGAGGCCGAGGCCGUCGCCGCGCGUCUCGACCCCAAGCUGCUCGAGGCGCCUGCACAGAUCCCAGCACAGCCGCCCAUCUGCUUUGUCGACUUUACCAACCUUGUGGGCUGGCGCAACAUCCCGCUUCGCAUGUACCAGUUCUUCCGCCAGCGCGACAAGGUGCAGCACGGCGCCGAGCUCGCGCUCACACUCGUCUACGGCACCAAGGAGAGCGCACGCGAGUUCCAGCCCGGCCGAGAGGGCACCUUCGCUGGCGAGGUUUCCGACACGCCGCCGCAGGGAGGCGAUCUGGACUGGGGCAUCGAGAGCGAGCAGCGCUACCCGCCCUACUUCCGCAAGUCGGACAAGAACCUCGCCGAGGCACGCGAGAGCUACUACAAGGCGCUGCCCAAGCACCUCAAGGACGCACGCGACCUUGCACGCGGACUGCGCGAGCCUAGCAAGAUCGAGAAGAACGAUCCGAGCAAGACCGAGUCCGAGCUGCGCGAGGAGCGCUUCAAGAAGGAGAAGGAGUGGCGCAAUGCCGAGAUGGGCUUCGAGAUCAUCCGCCCCAGCGCCGGCGUCGCGUGGGACGAGCGAUUCCGUGGCAGCCUUCGUGUCUUGACACUCUCCGACGAGACCAAGGAGCAGAUCAACCACCAGCAGAAGCUGCGCAACGAGGCGCAAAAGAACGCCGAGCAGAGACGGGCUGCCGAGGACAAGCAGCUCAAGGAGGAGCAGGCGCAACGCCAAAGGGAGCUCGAGUCGCAACCACUCGAAGAGCUCUAG
This is a messenger RNA of Moesziomyces antarcticus, 1809 nucleotides long. RefSeq lists its product as uncharacterized. The coding region runs from base 1 to 1809 and encodes 602 amino acids. The transcript has a single exon. Lineage: Eukaryota; Fungi; Basidiomycota; Ustilaginomycetes; Ustilaginales; Ustilaginaceae. The record is from RefSeq and is a predicted model, not a curated record.